This is a messenger RNA of Oppiella nova, 298 nucleotides long. Lineage: Eukaryota; Metazoa; Arthropoda; Arachnida; Sarcoptiformes; Oppiidae. The record is from the annotation of a GenBank genome assembly.
AAGUCCUAUUUGUCUGAAGUUUUUGAAACUUAUGGACAAAAUUGCCACUGAAUUGCAAAAGACUGGCUUAAGGAUCAACAAUAAUUUCCACUCGAAUGGCGCUGCAAAUGGUAUCCCAAAUGGUGUUGCAAACGGUGUCUCAAAUGGUGUGAAUCACGCGAAAAAUAAGAAGCAAAUGCUAAUCGACACCAUAAAUGAAACGGUGAACGAUAAACUCGAAAAAAUAGAGUUAAAUUCAUCGAAAGAUAUUAAAUCCAUUGACGACAUCAUCUCAUUAUUCAAUUUAGAAAAUUGUUAG